AAAAAAAAGGAGGUAAAAUAUUAAGGCGAUUGAAGAAGAGAAGGGAAAGGGGAAAGGGGAAAGGGGAAAGGGGAAAGGGCGAAAAUGCCGAAGAGAACAACGCAUACGUACUCGAGCGAAGACGCAGCACCAGAUGGACCUGACUCUGAUCUCUUCGUCUACUAUUGCAAGCACUGCGGCUCUCACGUUCUUAUUACCGAUACUCAAUUGCAGAAAAUGCCCAAGAGAAAGACUGACAAAGCAUAUGUGCUUGACAAGAAAAAGCAUCUUGCUAGGCUUAACGUUACCGAGGGGGGCAAAGUUCUCUUGAAGAGGGGAGAAGGGAAAUUGGAGAAGCAAUUCCGUAUGAAUUGUUUAGGUUGUGGCCUGUUUGUUUGUUAUCGGGCUGAAGAAGAUCUGGAAACCGCGCCUUUCAUUUAUGCUGUUGAUGGUGCCCUUAGUACGGUUGCUGCAGAAACCAAUCCUCAGGAUGCUCCUGUGCCACCUUGCAUAUCCCAGUUAGAGGGAGGACUUGUCCAAGUCGCCAUAGAGGUGGAAGAUCGUGCACAACGCUCAGCAAUUACAAGAGUAAAUGCAGAUGAUGUACGAGUUACUGUGGCUGCACCUGCUGCCCGUGGUGAAGCUAACAGUGAACUUUUGGAAUUCAUGGGAAAGGUGCUGGGGCUGAGACUUAGCCAGAUGACACUUCAGAGAGGAUGGAAUAACAAAUCAAAGCUUCUCGUGGUUGAGGAUUUGUCUGCCAGACAGGUGUACGAGAAACUUUUAGAAGCUGUUCAACCUUGAUGCAUUAUGGUAAUAUCUUUGGGUUCAGAUUCUGUGUUAACUGUUGCAAAUCAUGCAAUCCAUUGCAUCACGAGGCAUGCAGACUGUAUUAUAUUUGGUGGGAUCAAUUGUUUUAACUUCAACCUUAUGUUUUACCCCUCGAGAUGGUUCGGAUA
Hibiscus syriacus is the source of this 938-nucleotide messenger RNA. Its product is annotated as UPF0235 protein At5g63440-like. NCBI's taxonomy places the organism in Eukaryota, Viridiplantae, Streptophyta, Magnoliopsida, Malvales, Malvaceae. The record is from RefSeq and is a predicted model, not a curated record. The coding region runs from base 85 to 783 and encodes 232 amino acids. The transcript is spliced from 7 exons.